CUUGGCAAUUGCGCCAACGACAACGAUAUAAUAACGAAUAACAACCGACCACCUUAACAUCGCCGUCCAAUGAUGGGAAUCAAAUAAAUUGCAUUUUGGGCUCUCGAUAUGUUUGUCAUGUCUCAACAGACGCAUUCUUGUCUCCACGAGUAGAUCCAAGCUUCUAGUUCAGCACCGGGAAUUCGAUAGGUGUUGACGAACGAAGUCGAUAUUUUUAUCUAUCGAUUUGUUCUGAUACUUAGGCCCUUGGUUGUUUAGUUGCCUGUUUGAGGCGGCUCAUCAUGGAGUCAACGACACCAGACGAUGGGGACUCGAGACGCAAGCGUCGGAGGCAAUUUAGUGUCCGAGCCAGCGAUGCUGCCACCCCUCCGGGGGAAUUCGGCUCUAUGAGGCCUGGAGUUGCGAAAGGUUCUUCGAGCUUUGUGGGUAGCGGAAGUGGAAUCUACUUUGUGCGAGCUGUACAAUCUGCUUUUGCCAGGAACUACAGCCAGAGCAGCCACGCAAUCGACGAUGAUCUCGUGCCCGGGGAGGAUGAUCACCUUCACGUUCAAAACCCGUCAGGUUCACUCUGGAACUCGGAAGAAGUCUGUUUUAUUCCUGCAAGUCAGCCUAUAGUCUCGGUAUCCUUUGACGAUUUGGUGCGAUGGAGUCAAUCGUUCUUCAAUAACUGGCAUCCGCUGUUCCCGUUUCUACAUGCACCAAGCAUUUUGGGACUCUUCGAAAGAAUUGCAACCCAUGGCGUUCAGAGUUUGUGCACUGUGGAAGCAAUUACUGUACGCUCAGUGUUAUCUAUGUCGGUUGCAGACCGACGCCAAAUGCCCAGGGAUGAUCUGACACUGAUUCCUUCAAACCUGGUUUUUAGCACCAUCGAUGAGGCGAUUUCCUCUCUCACACCUGUAAUUAUGCAACCUUCUACACUGUCCGGACUUCAAGCUCUUGUGGCGAUUCAGGUGUUCCUGAUUUCUAUGCUGCGUCUCAAUGCUGCGUCGAGAAUUGGUGGUCUCAUCGUACGCAUUACUUUUCACCUCGGUCUGCAUAGAUGCCCUUCGAGGUUCAAACAAUUCACUCUGGCUGAUGCAGAUAUGCGUCGAAGGCUAUUUUGGGCGAUAUAUAGCCUUGAGAGAUAUCUCUCCCAAUCACUGGGGCUGCCUCUGGAUUUAAAAGACGAUGAUGUCGAUGUCUGCUACCCUGACAAUGAACUUCAUGACAUCCAAGUCAACGAGGAGGGUAAUGGCCAGCCACUUCACGACCCGCGUCUUCUGCUUCUCCCAUCUUUUCUAGCUCGGCACGGCAAAAUCAAGGGCUUGAUUUUAGAACUUAGGCACAAGUGUGCGAACAACAGGACUGCUAGUCCCGAUGAAGUCAGUUAUGUGGAUGCUGAAAUAUCGAAAUGGUGGAAUGAAGCACAAGAUCUUCUCGAACCUGAUUACAUUAAUGAUGCGGCUGGAGAAGAUCCAGACGGCGGACAGGCCCCAUGCCUGUUAAAGGAGACACACAAACUCCUUGUCAUUGUUCAGAAGCACGAAUCCAGAAUACUUCUGAAUCGGCCUGUCAUAACAUCCGGCUACGAUACCUCCCUAUUCGCGGCAGCAAUGCAAAAGUGUAUUGGAGCGUCAAAACAAAUUGUUUCGAAGGUAUACCUUCACCUGCACGAAGGGAUGAACCAGGUAGGAUCGCGUGAUGGUAAAAUUCAAAAUCCACUUUUUUGGCCUGGCUUCACGUGGUGUAUUUGGAUGAGCGGCUUAAUACUUCUCUACGCAGCCUCUGAAGGGUAUUAUUCUAUUGAGAUAGCUCAACGUGAGGCUGGUCGAUGUAUAAAGAUAUUAGAAACGCUCUCAUUGCGAGGGAAUUUCUGGCCAGGAGCUUGCGCAUCCGCUCUUAUAGAUUUACAAAAAGCUCUGGGUAACAAACUCUCCAAUGGUACCUUCGAGCAACACGCUGGUUUACAGUCUCGAACAAAAGAGAUGCGGACGUCAACAGAUGCACUCAACUCAAUCCAUCGGCAGAAGGUACGCCUGCGGAAUAGUGAGACUGGUACAGCACAAGACACCGGAGGAGCUUCAGUUUCGCCCCGUGCCCCAAAUCCUGAUUUUCAGCCACAUGGCUCACCGAGAGCUUACCAGGGAAAUGGAGAGACGCCAAGUACGAACAAUUCGAUACCGCCCCAUUUGAGGAGCCCUCAGGGCGCCAUGGCAUUCUCCUUUCAGCAAAACGAAACGUCUACCAUGGAGCCAAACAGCGCACCUGGUGGCGUGGCUUGGCCUAUGUUAAGCGGACCAACUUACCAGAUGGGUGACCAGUUUAACGGACUUGACGAUAUAUUUCAGCUCAUGGAUGCUUCUUAUCAAAUUAGUGAGCAGAUGUACGAGCCUGGAGAUAUGGCACAGUUUUAGAAAUAUUUAUACUCUUAUUUACAUAGGAAGGCUAUUCAGGACGCAUGUAAUAAUUACACUCGAUGAAUUAAAGGCUAUUUGAUUAUAAGAAGAACGUCGGCAGAACCUGAACGCUUACUUAAGCUCUAUGGUGAUACAUAAAGAGAAC
Molecule: messenger RNA, 2541 nt
Organism: Pseudogymnoascus verrucosus
Lineage: Eukaryota; Fungi; Ascomycota; Leotiomycetes; Thelebolales; Thelebolaceae
Exons: 4
Coding region: 282-2393 (703 amino acids)
Biological process (GO): DNA-templated transcription
Molecular function (GO): DNA binding; zinc ion binding
Source: RefSeq, a predicted model, not a curated record